Molecule: messenger RNA, 5446 nt
Organism: Scleropages formosus (Asian bonytongue)
Lineage: Eukaryota; Metazoa; Chordata; Actinopteri; Osteoglossiformes; Osteoglossidae
Gene: sos1
Product: son of sevenless homolog 1 (Drosophila)
Exons: 23
Coding region: 1-4011 (1336 amino acids)
Biological process (GO): Ras protein signal transduction
Cellular component (GO): plasma membrane; nucleosome
Molecular function (GO): protein heterodimerization activity; guanyl-nucleotide exchange factor activity; DNA binding
Source: RefSeq, a predicted model, not a curated record
AUGCAGGCGCAGCAGCUCCAGUACGACUUCUUCAGCGAGGAAAACGCACCGAAAUGGCGGGGGCUUCUGGUGCCUUCCCUGACCAAGGUUCUUAGCCAGGUGCACCCCAAGUUGUCCUCGAAGGAGGAUGCACUGCAGUACAUCGAGGAGCUGAUACUACUGCUGCUCAGCAUGCUGUGCCAAGCCCAGCCCCGCACUGUACUUGAUGUAGAGGAGCGUGUGCAGAAGAGUUUUCCACACCCUAUCGACAAGUGGGCCAUUGCCGAUGCCCAGGCUGCCAUAGAGAAAAGGAAGAGAAGGAACCCGUUGGCCCUGCCUGUGGAUAAGAUUCACCCGUUGCUCAAGGAGGUGCUGGGGUAUAAAAUCGACCACCAAGUCUCGGUUUACAUUGUGGCAGUCCUGGAGUACAUCUCAGCAGACAUCCUGAAGCUGGCUGGGAACUAUGUCAGGAACAUCCGGCAUUAUGAGAUCUCACAGCAGGACAUAAAGGUGGCUAUGUGUGCAGACAAGGUGUUGAUGGACAUGUUCCACCAGGAUGAGGAGGACAUCAGCGGAUUCCCUCUAAUAGAUGAGGAGCCUUCAGUCUCUGGGGAACAGAUGUAUUAUGACCUUGUUAAGACCUUCAUGGCCGAGGUGCGGCAGUAUCUACGAGACCUCAACCUCAUCAUCAAGGUCUUCCGGGAACCCUUUGUCUCCAAUACCAAGCUCUUCUCCCAUCACGAUGUGGAGAACAUCUUCAGCCGUAUUGUGGACAUUCAGGAGUUGACAGUGAAGCUGUUGGGGCUCAUUGAGGAUACUGUGGAGAUGACUGAUGAGGGCAGUCCACAUCCACUGGUAGGGAGCUGUUUCGAGGACCUGGCCGAGGAGCUGGCCUUCGAUCCGUACGAGUCAUACGCUCAGGAUGUCCUCCGCACCGGGUUUCACGACCACUUCCUGAGUCAGCUUUCCAAGCCAGGUGCAGCUUUCUACCUGCAGUCCAUAGGUGAAGGCUUUAAAGAGGCUGUUCAGUAUGUCCUCCCUCGGCUGCUUCUGACUCCUGUUUACCACUGCUUGCACUACUUCGAGAUUUUAAAGCAACUGGAGGAGAAGAGUGAGGAUGAGGAGGACAAAGAGUGCUUGAAGCAGGCCAUCACCGCCCUGCUUAACCUGCAGAGCAGUAUGGAGAGGAUCUGUUCCAAGAGCCUGGCGAAGCGUAGGCUAAGCGAGUCGGCGUGCCGCUUCUACAGCCAGCAGAUGAAGGGAAAGCAUCUGGCCAUCAAGAAGAUGAACGAGAUCCAGAAGAACAUUGAUGGUUGGGAAGGCAAGGAUAUUGGCCAGUGCUGCAAUGAGUUCAUCAUGGAAGGUACUCUAACUCGUGUGGGCGCCAAGCAUGAGCGCCACAUCUUUCUGUUCGAUGGCCUCAUGAUUUGCUGCAAGUCCAACCAUGGGCAGCCACGGCUGCCCGGCUCCAGUGCAGCUGAAUAUCGCCUUAAGGAGAAAUUUUUCAUGCGCAAAGUCCAGAUCAACGACAAGGACGACACAGGCGAGUACCGGCACGCCUUUGAGAUCAUACUGAAGGACGGCAACAGCGUGGUGUUUGCUGCCAAGUCUGCAGAAGAGAAGAGCAGUUGGAUGGCAGCACUCAUCUCAUUGCAAUACCGCUCAACACUGGAACGCAUGCUCGACCUCAGCCUCCUGCAGGAGGAGAAGGAGGAACAAAUGCGUCUGCCGGACCCUGAGGUGUACCGCUUUGCUGAGCCAGACUCUGAGGAGAAUGUUGUCUUUGAGGAGAAUGUCCAGUCCAAGUCAGGCAUCCCUAUCAUCAAGGCAGGCACCGUAACCAAGCUCAUUGAGAGGCUUACCUACCACAUGUAUGCAGAUCCUAACUUUGUUAGAACUUUCUUGACAACAUACCGGUCUUUCUGCAAGCCCCAAGAGCUCUUGACCCUUUUAAUGGAACGGUUUGACAUUCCGGAGCCCAAGCCUACAGAAGCUGACCAGUUUGCCAUCGAGAAUGGAGACCAGCCCCUCAGCGCCGAGCUAAAACGCUUCCGGAAGGAGUAUGUUCAGCCAGUUCAGCUCAGAGUUUUGAAUGUGUGUCGGCACUGGGUGGAGCACCACUUCUAUGACUUUGAAAGGGAUGCAGAGCUGCUGGUUCGGUUGGAGGACUUCAUAGCCAUGGUCCGAGGUAAGGCUAUGAGAAAAUGGGUGGAGUCCAUUACCAAGAUCAUCCAGAGGAAGAAGCAGGCCCAGGCUAAUGGGCCAAGUCACAACAUCACCUUUGAGAGUUCACCACCUCCCAUUGAGUGGCAUAUUAGCAAGCCGGGCCAGACGGAGACCUUCGACCUAAUGACCCUUCAUCCUAUUGAGAUUGCUCGACAGCUCACACUGUUGGAGUCAGACUUCUACAGGGCUGUGCAACCAUCCGAGUUGGUGGGCAGUGUCUGGACAAAGGAGGACAAGGAGUUAAAUUCACCCAACCUGCUGCGUAUGAUCCGGCACACCACCAACCUCACGCUUUGGUUUGAAAAAUGUAUUGUUGAAACUGAGAACUUGGAGGAAAGGGCAUUAGUGGUCACACGCAUCAUUGAGAUCCUGCAGGUCUUCCAGGAGCUCAACAACUUCAAUGGUGUACUAGAGGUGGUCAGCGCUAUGAACUCCUCCCCAGUGUACAGGCUGGACCAUACAUUUGAGCAAAUUCCUAGCCGCCAGCGGAAGAUCCUAGAGGAAGCCCAUGAGCUCAGUGAAGACCACUACAAGAAGUACUUGGCCAAACUCAGGUCUAUCAACCCACCCUGUGUGCCUUUCUUUGGAAUUUACUUAACAAACAUCUUAAAGACAGAGGAAGGCAACCCUGACUUCCUAAAGCGACAUGGGAAGGACCUGAUCAACUUCAGUAAGCGGAGGAAAGUGGCAGAGAUCACUGGAGAGAUCCAGCAGUACCAGAACCAGCCAUACUGCCUGCGGGUCGAGAAUGACAUCAGAAAGUUCUUUGAGAAUUUAAAUCCUAUGGAAGACAAAAUGGAGAAGGAGUUUGCUGACUACCUGUUUAACAAAUCUUUGGAGAUUGAGCCUCGGAAUGUCAGGUCUUUGCCACGAUUUCCCAAGAAGUACAGUUACCCUCUCAAGUCGCCGGGUGUGCGUCCAUCGAUAGUGCGGCCAGGCACAAUGCGCCACCCCACACCACUGCAGAACGAGCCACGCAAGAUCAGCUACAGCCGCAUCCCCGACAGCGAGACAGAGAGUGCAACGUCUGCGCCUAACUCUCCUCGCACCCCGCUGACACCACCACCUGCCUCAGCAGCUUCAAGCUCCACUGACAUCUGCAGUGUCUUCGACUCCCCCCAGGGUCCCUCCAGCCCCCUCCACUCAAACAGUGACACCAUCUUUGCACCGGUCUCACUGCCUCCCGGUCCACGAUCAUCGUCAGUCUCUUCUAUGGCGAGCUUCAACAGAAGUACAGAGGACGGCCCCGUGCCCCCACCCGUGCCCCCUCGUAGACGGCCCGAAUCGGCCCCAGCUGAAUCAUCCCCGUCUAAGAUGUUGUCAAAGCACUUGGACAGCCCUCCUGCUAUCCCGCCUCGACAGCCCACGGCCAAGGCAUACUCGCCACGCUAUUCUUUGUCGGAGCGCACAUCGGUUUCUGACCCUCCCGAAAGCCCACCCACCCUGCCACCCCGGGAGCCUGUGAGAACGCCGGACGUCUUCUCCAGCUCCCCCCUGCACCUUCAGCCACCCCCACAGGGAAGGAAGUGUGAACUGAGCCAGACCUUCUUUCCCCCAUCACCCUUCAGCCCUGCACCUCCACAGACCCCUUCACCUCUAGGACCCAGAAAGCACCUCUCUUCCCCGCCCUUGAUACCCCCGGACUGUGACCUGCUGCCUGGUGCCACCGGGCCCCCGGUACCUCCUCGCCAGAGCGCCUCACAGGCUAUCCCCAAACUACCACCCAAAACAUACAAACGAGAGCCAGUGCACACAUCCAUACCCCGAGAUUCGCUGCCCCUCCUGGAAAAUGCUAACUCCUCUUGACUGUGUAGGGAGCUUGUGCGAGAGGAAGUGAGCUGGGUGCACUAACACUAAAAUACACAAUUCCAGAAGAAAGGCACUGAAUUGAGAAGAAAAGAGAAUAGGCAGUCUGGGAUUGAGAUGUCCUGAACACAUCUGUAAGAGGACUGUCUUUUUGUUUUUUUUCCUUAUUGUACAGACAUAGGAGAUACGGCCACCAACUCUUGGGGGAUUUGUUUGUGGUGUUUAAGUGUCAUUCCCCCUCUCCAAUCCUUCAUUAUCCCUUGUAUAUUUUUAUUUUGUUCUUAGGUGAACUCAUUUCUGCUCUCAAGUUUGCAACUGGGGCUCUGACCCACGACUAUGGAACAGGACUACAAUAAAACAGCACGCUACAAAACAUGACAUUUUAUGGGUUUGAACAGGCUCAUUUUUGACUCAUAAAAAUAAUAAACCAUGUUUCCUAUUAUAAAAUAAAUAGGCACUAAGAUUAUGCUUUAAGGAUAUGAAUGACUGGAACAAGUCCCAUGGUGCAGUUGUGAGAUGCUGGAGGAAGACCCCUUUAUAUGUGCAAAGCAUUGCUUCACUUCAUGCUCCGCUGGACAGAAAGCAACUUGGAGAUCGGCCUUUGGGGUGUUUAGAGUCUUAUUUUUAUUUUACUUCAAGGUGAGUGGUUGUGCCAGUAGUCGCAGAGUACCAACAUUAAAGGUACCCUCCACACCAAAGAGGUACUUUAAAGCAUUGUGAAACAGGUUUAUUGUUAUGUUUUUGUGAUUAAAGUAUGUAAAAAUUGCCUUUAAACAAGGGAAUAAAAGUGUUUUUACCAUUGUAAAUUGCAGUCUGCCAGUGAGGAAGAAAAGCAUUGUCAAAGCCUGAAUUUAAAGUAACAAAAUUAACCAUGUAAAGUUUUCCCUGCAAAUCCAGUCAUCAUCAUAUUCAAGAGUAUACUGAAAUUUACCUGCUAAAAAUACCAUGUUUCUAAUGUACAUGUUGCUUUGUUACUUUUUUCAGAAAUAUACAUUGAAUGUCACUGGGUGCCACUAAUAUAUUGCUUUGCCAGUAUUUUUAAGGGAUUGUACCAACAGUCAAAUGUUGGCAUCUGCCAGUAGUGCAUUUUACCAAUUUGGAGUUUGCGCCUCCCCUCACUGCCUUAAAGGAGUGGUUGAAGUUGUAGACAUUAGCAGGACUUGGACUGUACGUGUUCCACAUGUGUUGCAUUGGAGUACCAGCAGCCCUGUACCUGUCCUCUAUAAAACGAGUCUUGACUGUAGUCUGCACCACGUCUCCAUACCUCCGUUGGUCUUUUUGCACUUACAGGGAGACGAUGCUCAGAACACCUGCUAGCAGUCUUGUCUUCAAGCACUUUCUUAGUUUAUCAAUGUCAUUCUCAAUAUUCCGUGAUCCUUUCCUCACACAUAUUAAUGGACAGGUGUGUGUGUGUGUGUGUGUGUGUGUGUGUGUG